Staurois parvus is the source of this 330-nucleotide messenger RNA. Lineage: Eukaryota; Metazoa; Chordata; Amphibia; Anura; Ranidae. The record is from the annotation of a GenBank genome assembly.
CACCUGGUCCCACCUGGAGAUUCACCGCCAGCACCUGGCGAUCGCCAAGUAUCACUGACAGGGGAGAGACCUUAACAUGCUGCUGUGUAUUUCUCUACAAACAGAGAAAUACACAGCAGUAUGUUUCCCUAGUAAAACACACACAGCACACACAGUAAAACAGCAUACAGUUAACCCUUUGAUAACCCCAGAUGUUAACCAUUUUCUGCCCAGUGUCAUUAGUACAGUGUCAGUGCUUUUUAUUAGCACUGAUCACUGUAUUAGUGUCACUGGGGAUGUCAGUGGCAGUUAGUCAUUCCCUCCCAGUGUCAGAAAGCCUGCCGCAGCCCG